AUGUCUUCCCGACAUCGUCUCGAUUUGGAUGGGAAACGUGAUAAAGAGCGCGAUCGUCGUCGCCGGUGAGUUUCCUGAAAUUUCAUGAUACUACAAGAUGAUGUUGAAAAUGGCCUCAUUUUUCUCUCAUAAUUUUUUGAGAGUAUUUCAUGAAGGCUGUCCAUUAUUUGAAAAUUAAAGUACGAAAAAAAAAUUGAAACUUUUUGAAAUACCUUUGUCUCAAGUUAGCGAUGAAUAAAAUAUUUCGAUUUUUUACAAAACCUUCGCUGGAAGAACUCAUUUUUCUUUCAGUUCUCGUUCGGGUUCUCCGAAGAGGCGACGAUCAAGGUCUAGGUCUCCCACUAAAAGAGAAGCAUCUCCUCUUCGCAGAACGGCUCAAAUCGGUGCAAUAGGAAACAUGAAGGUUUUUUCCGAAAAUCUUUAAAAUAAUGUUUCUUAAACUUUUUAGCUUCAAAUAAACCCGUUCAAUAAUCAAAGGUACAGCGAGAAAUACUGGAGCAUUUGGGAGAAGAGAAGCCAGCUCCCGGUUUGGGAAUACAAAGAGAGGUUCAUGGAGAUUCUUCAUAAUAAUCAAUGUGAGAAAUCCAGUUUUGUGAGGUUGUUUUAGCGUAAGAUUCAAGGUAUCACGUUGGUCGGUGAAACAGGCUCUGGAAAGACCACGCAAAUACCUCAAUGGUGUGUUGAGUACGUGAAACAGAAUGGAGUGCUCGGACAACGUCGUCUGGUCGCUUGUACGCAGCCGAGAAGGGUGGCCGCUAUGAGUGUUGCUACUCGAGUUGCAGAAGAAAUGGACGUUCAGGUGCUUUUUCUUUCCAAAAGCCAUACGUGGAAAUUGCCAAGUGCCAUAGUAGAUUAAAUUUUUCAAGCCAAGAUAGUUUCGAAAUUCAACAAAAUUUUUCGUUGCGCUGUGAUGCUAAUUAUAAGUGUUAAUAUUUGUAUCGAGUAUCUGAUGAAAAAACAUUUUUCAUAGUUGGGUGCGGAGGUCGGAUACAGCAUCCGUUUUGAAGACUGCAUUAGCGAAAGAACGGUUCUGAAAUAUUGCACAGAUGGUUCGUUUAAGUUUUCUAAAGCAGUCCAAUAUGUUUUUAAGGUAUGUUGUUACGCGAAGCGAUGAAUAAUCCGUUACUGGAUCAGUACGGUGUAUUAAUACUUGACGAGGCUCACGAACGCACCUUGGCCACUGAUAUUUUGAUGGGUUUAAUUAAGGUAGCUUUUGUUCCGACGGACUUCGGAAUUUCGUACUUUUCAGGAAAUCGUACGACAAAGAAAAGACAUCAAAAUUGUGAUUAUGUCUGCAACCCUGGACGCAGGCAAAUUCCAGAAUUAUUUUGAGAACUGUCCUCUUCUUUCCGUUCCUGGUCGUACUUUUCCAGUGGAAAUUUUCGUUAGUUUCAUAAGGAAACUUUUUCACCCGAAUAAUUACAGUUCACCCCGGAGCCAGAGAAAGAUUAUUUGGAAGCGGCCAUUCGUACUGUCAUCCAGAUUCACAUUUGCGAAGAAACAGCAGGCGACAUAUUGUUGUUUUUGACGGGUCAAGAGGUAUGUUUACUUUUGUGAACAGUGGCUUUGGAAAUUAUUUUGGUGAGUUUUUGUGUCUUUAAGAAUCAGCCUACAACGCACUUUGCAAACUAAUUUCAUGAAUUCUUUCUGACUAAAGUCCUUUUUCUUUCUGUAUUUUUUGAAUGUUCGAGUGAACGAUAGUUGGGGUUUCGCUUUAACAGUAUUCGAAAUUUGACACAGUUUUUAAGGAUAAGCAUGUCGAAUAAAAUCAUUUUAAAGCUCUUUUAUUCGAUUAUGAAUGUCUUUUUUUAAAUUUACGCUGCUUUAUUUUCAAGGGGCUAUUGAGAAAAUGAAAAAAAAAAAUUGAUUUCUCGCAAUAGAUCUAGUUUUCGAGUUAUGAAGCUUCAAAGUUUGCACGCUGAAUAAGUGCUGCAAGGCACGAGAGAAUGUGGCUUGCGUAUGAAUCCUCUAUUCCAGUUGGCAGCGUGGUGUAGUAGCUACCGUCCUUGUGCUGCGGUGCCUAUGACCGGGGCUCGAAACGUUUUGAAAAAAUUCGCUUUUUCGAAAAUAUAAUUAAACCCGACUGCUUUCUGUAUUAUUUUCAAAAAGCUAGAGCAGAUUUGUUUCUCUUUCUGUGCGUAGGUUUCGAAUAGAUUCCUUUUAAGUUAUGGACUGGACUGAAACGCUGAUUGAUUUUUUUUUUCCCCCAAAAAGGGACUAUUAAUCAUGUUCAUACGUUGAAGAAAAUUUUUAUCGGUGAACCGAAUCAAUUUGGAAAAAGUAUUUUGUUCGAUGUCGAUAUAUUCCUCCUCACGCAUGUUUGGGACAGUACUACUCGCCGGUGGCCGGUCAAUAUUGCGCCGUCAGUUUUGGAGCCAGGAAAUUUUUCUAAUUUUCUUUCUUUUUUUUUGCAAUUUGUUAAGGAACUAUUUUUCGAGGUUACAAUGUAAGUUACGUCACAAAAAGUACACAAGUUUUCGUUUUAUUACUGAAAAACCUAUCCAAACUACCGUAAUACGACCGGCCACCAUAAACAGGCGUGUCCUAGAGAAGUUUUCGCAAAAGCCGAUUUCUUCAAAAGUUUCGAACCCCCGUAAUAGGCACCGCAGCACAAGGGCAGUAACCACUACACCACGCUGCCAACUGGAGUAGUGGGUUCGUACGCGAGCCACCUUCUCAAACUUUGAAGCUUCAUAACACGAAAACUAGAUCUAUUGCGAGAAAUUUUAUUUGUGUUAUGGAAAGAGGAGGCCUUAUAGUGCAUUUCAGAAAAAUCCAACCGGCCACCAAAACACCCCUUCUUAAAAAACUUUCAAUUUUCGAAAGCAAUAAGAAAAAAGCUUGUAUAUAUCACUUCGCGAACUUGGUGGUAUUGAAAAUAAAAUAGUGUCCGAGCCAUUCUCUCAUGUUGUAAUGUUUUUCUUAUUGGGCUUCUCAAACAAUGAUACCUAUAUUUGUGUGAAGGAAAUCGAAGAAGCGUGUAAGCGGAUCGAUCGAGAGGUCAAAAAUCUUGGUGACGAUGCUGGAAAGUUGAACUGCAUCCCAUUGUACUCCACUCUUCCACCGAACGCCCAACAACGCAUUUUCGAACCGGCUCCUCCGAACGGUCCUACUGGAGCCAUCGGUAGAUUCUUUGCUAAUGCUUAAAUUGUAUAUGUAUUCAGGCAGAAAAUGCGUCGUUUCGACCAAUAUCGCGGAAACCUCGUUGACCAUCGAUGGAGUUGUUUUCGUCAUCGACCCGGGAUUCUCCAAGCAGAAGGUGUACAAUCCGAGGAUCCGCGUCGAAUCUUUACUUGUUUGUCCCAUUUCAAAGGCUUCUGCCAUGCAAAGGGCCGGUCGUGCUGGUCGUACCAAGCCCGGUUAGUCAUUUAGACUCCCUUCCAACUACAAUCUUCCGAUUUAGGAAAGUGUUUCCGGCUUUACACCGAAACCGCCUAUAAGAACGAAAUGCAAGACCAGACGUAUCCUGAAAUUUUAAGGUUUUUUUUUGGCUUCGCGAAGUUGAAUACUUUUUCGAGAGAAAACUAAUUUUUCGGCUUUCUAAAGCAAAUCAAAAAACUAUUCCCUGGCACAAGAAAAAUCGAGAAAGACAAAAAAAAUUAAAUUUUUUUGAACUCAAGGUAGCUGUUGAUUGAAAUGAUUCAGGUAGUUGCAAAAAGUUCUUUAAUGAAAAAGUUGCAACACUCGAAGAAGUUUAAUACAAAGUUUUUAAUUUAAUUUUUGUCGGGCCUUGUACAUAGAAGGUACUUCUCCCAGGUGUCCAUUCCUCUCAACAUCCGAAUAGCUUGUGAAUUAACUUUCACCCGAAAUUUUAGUCAACAUCCAAUCACUAAGUUUUCUUUCUGAAAAAAGAAAAUUAACGCGAUUUGAGAUUAUCCAUUUUGUUUUGAGAUCCAAUCUCGGGUCAGUUGUCCUACAACUGAAGAAGUUGGGAAUCGAAGAUUUGGUUCACUUCGAUUUCAUGGACCCCCCGGCGCCAGAGACGCUGAUGCGAGCCUUGGAGCUUCUCAACUACUUGCAAGCGAUCAAUGACGACGGAGAGCUGACUGAACUUGGCUCGAUAAUGGCCGAAUUCCCUUUGGAUCCUCAACUCGGUUAGAUUCCUAAUCUCUUUUUCUGUAUAUUUUUUUUUGCAGCGAAAAUGCUCAUAACUUCAACCGAAUUGAACUGUUCAAACGAGAUUCUCUCGAUCACCGCCAUGUUAUCAGGUAAAUGAUAUUUUUGAAUAUAUAUUUUUUCAUUUUUUUUUUUCAGUUCCGCAGUGUUUCGUGAGACCGAAUGAAAUGAAAAAAGAGGCAGAUGAGUCGAAAGCGCGCUUCGGACAUGUAGAUGGAGACCAUCUCACACUCCUCAACGUUUACCACGCCUUCAAGCAGAGUAAUUUGAAUAAACUAAUAACUUCAAAUUUUUAGUCACGGUGACGCAGGGACUCUUGAAAAAAAAAAUGAAAGCUUUCUUUGAUAUAAAAAUUAAAGUUGAACAAAAUUUUUCGACAAAGAAAAAGCUACAGCUAAAAACCUAAAAAAAAUUUUGCGGAUCAAAAAAACUUUUCACUUCUUACAGCGGUGAAUAUUGUGGACCUAUUUUUUUUCUUGAAGUUUUCGCAUUUUCAAACAGGAGAGGUUUAAAUUAAGUAAAAUUUUGGAGGAAAUUUUCAAUGAAUUCAUCGCUUUUUUCACCCCGAUAGCGAACUUUUCAAAAGGACCUUAAGAUAUCUCUUUUUGUCUUUACACAAUGAAAAAAAGUCGAUCAUUUCAAUACCUUCCAAUAAAUUUCAUUGGAGAAGAGCUAGAGGCAUAUUUUCAUUCUCUUUUUGUUUUAAGACCACGAAGAUCCCAACUGGUGCUAUCAGAACUUCAUCAAUUACCGCACUAUGAAGACGGCAGACACUGUUAGAACCCAACUGGCAAGAAUUAUGGACAAAGUAUGGCUCAAAUGAAACAAUUUGUUAAUCAGUCUCGCAGAUGAAUCUUCGACGCGUCUCGACGGAUUUUAAGUCGCGAGAUUACUACAUAAACAUCCGCAAAGCCCUUGUCGCUGGUUAUUUCAUGCAUGUAAGUUCUCGGAAUUCCACAAAUGUUGGAUCGGUGGUUACCAGGUUGCGCAUCUGGAGCGCAGCGGUCACUACGUCACAGUGAAAGACAACCAGCUGGUAAACCUCCAUCCAUCCACUGUCCUCGACCACAAGCCUGAGUGGGCUCUCUACAACGAGUUCGUGCUCACCACCAAGAACUUUAUCCGAACUGUCACCGAUGUUCGGCCGGAAUGGUCAGUCAUACAGUCCCUAAAACCCUUAAACAGAAACGAAAACUCUGAUAUUAUCGACUUUUCGGUUUCAGACCCACACUUUCACAAAACACAGUGAAAACCCUAAUAUCAAACUUUGAUCGAACUUUUGACAAUCAGUUAGAGCUUUGGAAGUUUAAGGUUACUAACGAUCGCGCCACAGUACUACGACCUUUCAAACUUCCCUGAUGGCGACGCAAAGCGGAAGCUGUCAAUCACCUGGGAUACGCUGCGACGGCUCGAUAAAUCUAAAGGAUAUUAA
This is a messenger RNA of Caenorhabditis auriculariae, 5548 nucleotides long. Lineage: Eukaryota; Metazoa; Nematoda; Chromadorea; Rhabditida; Rhabditidae. The record is from the annotation of a GenBank genome assembly.